UUUCUUUUUUUUCUUUGCAGAGUAAGGAAGUGGGGCUGCAGCUCCAGGAGGACCUGAUGAARGUUUUGAAUGAACUCUACACGGUGAUGAAAACCUACCACAUGUACAACGCUGACAGCAUCAGUGCCCAGAGCAAGCUGAAGGAGGCUGAGAAGCAGGAGGAGAAGCAGAUUGGGAAAUCGGUGAAGCAGGAGGACAAACAGACCCCGCGCUCGCCCGACUCCACCUCCAACGUCAAAUUCGAGGAGAAGCACGUGCGGAGGAGCUCGGUCAAGAAAAUCGAGAAGAUGAAGGAGAAGCGCCAGGCAAAGUACACAGAAAACAGGCUGAAGGCAAUUAAAGCAAGAAAUGAAUAUUUGCUGGCCCUGGAAGCCACCAACGCCUCGGUGUUCAAAUAUUACAUCCACGACCUGUCCGACCUCAUUGAUGUAAGUGCUGCUGCCUGGAGCUCCCCACAUCCCUUAAAAAUACCCAGCACAGCUGGAAUUCU
Messenger RNA from Malurus melanocephalus (red-backed fairy wren), 490 nucleotides. Its product is annotated as SLIT-ROBO Rho GTPase-activating protein 2B-like. The annotation marks the transcript as partial. Gene Ontology annotation, biological process: negative regulation of cell migration. Lineage: Eukaryota; Metazoa; Chordata; Aves; Passeriformes; Maluridae. The record is from RefSeq and is a predicted model, not a curated record. Gene Ontology annotation, cellular component: cytoplasm. The transcript is spliced from 3 exons.